Molecule: messenger RNA, 2485 nt
Organism: Stomoxys calcitrans (stable fly)
Lineage: Eukaryota; Metazoa; Arthropoda; Insecta; Diptera; Muscidae
Product: protein croquemort
Exons: 6
Coding region: 537-2009 (490 amino acids)
Cellular component (GO): membrane; cytoplasm
Molecular function (GO): scavenger receptor activity
Source: RefSeq, a predicted model, not a curated record
UGAAAUAAAGCAAAUAAAACAAAUAAAUGGCCCAAAACAGUGACCUAAAAAUGAUAAAUUGUUAAACAAAAUUUGUUCGGUUCUUGUGAUUGUUGCACAUGAAACAAAGUACGCUCGCGUCUGGGUGUAUUUACCAGACAAUAAAAGUUGUGCCUUUUGAAAUUAAAACAAACAAAUAACCCAUUAACUAAUCUCCAUAAUACAUUAUAAAUUACAAGCAUUUAGAACAUAUUGAAGAAAUAUUGAUACCUGAAAGUUUAUGCGUGUUAUUAUAUCAAGUGACGACGCUGCACAUUGACUCAUAUAAUUGCCUUCAAGGUCUCUCACCUCCGCGGAUGACUGCCUUGACUUUGUGUAUUUUCUUUGCAAACCGAAGGCAAAUAACAAUAACUACAUUGAGACCAAUUGGCCUUUGUCUAGCGAAUAUUUAGAUCUUCACACGAAAGACGUAUAUGCUAUAACAAGUGAAAAUAGAAUUGAUUUAGCAUCCAGUUGUCAAAGCAAAUAAAUUUCUCACUCAUUAAACAUUCCUUAAAAUGUGUUGCAACUGCUGCAGUGUGACGCAACGCAAAGCCUGGGUCUAUGGCUUGGGCACAGUCUUUGUCGUACUUGGUGUUCUUAUGAUUGUAAUGUGGCCAAGUUGGUCGGAAUCAAUUGUAAAUAAGAAUUUGUUAUUGGUAGAUGGCACUGAAAGCUAUGCCAGUUGGGUUGAGGCUCCCAUACCAAUUUAUCUAAGUUUCUAUAUGUUUAACUGGACAAAUCCAGAGCAGAUAAGAAAUCCCAAUGUUAAGCCAAAUUUUGUGGAAACGGGUCCGUAUGUUUAUCUGGAGAAACAUCUCAAGGGGAAUAUAACACAUCACGAGAAUGGUACGGUGUCGUAUUAUGAGAAACGUUCCUGGUUCUUUGAUGAGAAGAGAUCGAAGGGAUCCUUGGAUGAUCUGAUAACCACAGCACAUCCCAUAACAGCGACUGUUGCCGAUGAAAUGCGCCACUCCAAUAAAUUGAUCAAGAAAGUUAUCAAUUUUAUGUUGAAUCGCGAAGGCGGCAUGCUGUUUACCACACAAAAAGUUGGAGCCUCCAUUUUCACUGGCUAUGAUGAUAGGCUUAUUGAUUUCUUAAAUCUCUUCAAUACCUCCAAGAUUAAUAUACCCUAUACCAAGUUUGCUUGGUUGGCCGAUCGCAAUCAAUCGCUGGAAUAUGAUGGACGUUUCACUAUUCAUACGGGCGAAAAGGAUAUCUCAAAACUGGGUUAUUUGACUCAUUGGAAUGGCCGUAAUGAGACAGGAUUUUAUCCAGCACCAUGUGGCACUGUUAAUGGCACCACCGGUGAUUCAUUUCCCCCACACAUGGAUGUGAACGAAGAAUUGACGGUCUUUGUCACCGACACCUGCCGCUACAUGAAUCUUAAGCCCAAUGGUACACUGAAAAGAUAUGGUCUGACCGCCACCGAAUGGGUGGGCACUGAGGAAACCUUGGACUCGGGAGAAAAUUUUCCCAAUCAACAAUGCUUUUGUGAUCCCAAAAUGGAGCAGUGUCCCAAGACGGGUGUGGUGGAAUGCAAGAAGUGCCGUGACAAUGCUCCCAUCUAUGCUUCAUUCCCGCAUUUCUAUUUAGCGGACGAGUCCUAUAGAAAUGCCAUCACUGGCAUGAACCCGGAUUAUGAAAAACACAGAUUCCGCUUGGCUAUAGAGCCAAUUACAGGCAUUCCCUUACAAAUUGAUGGACGUGUGCAGAUAAAUUUAAUGAUUACACCAGAUCCUGAUUAUGAUAUCUACCGAGGAGUAAAGGAAUUCCUAUUGCCUCUAUUUUGGUUUGAACAAUCUGUGCCCUUGACCGAAGAUCUGGCCAAGAAGGCUAAGCUGGUGAUUAACUUAGAGUCCUAUGGCCGUUACUUUGGCAUUGCCUUGACCUGUUUGGGUGGAGUGUUCUUCAUUACCGGCAUAACAUUGACCUUAACCAAGAGAUGGAAACGCAGCCCCAACGAUGAUGAAGACAUGCUAACCAACUAAGUCUGUUAGUAUUAUGUAGGAGAAGAAGCCUUUGAGAAACUACUUUUUGACUCUAUUCAGGGUCUAUUUGUGUUUCUUUACGCUGCAAAUCCAAAAAUAGUUGUAACCUAAUUUUCUAAUAGUCAUCUCUCAAACACUCACAGUUCUUACAACAGUUGUCAGUAAUGUAGUCAGCCUAGAGUUAAGUCUACUACUCUGAGUGCCUUUCGUUUGGCCACACUGUGUAUACAUCCCUGAUUAUUCAUUAUUGUUAAGGAUCGUCAUUUUGUGUUUUAUGUUUUAUGUUUCGUUUUUGUUUUUUUUUUAUGUUUUAUAAACCUUGUACCAUAGUCAUAGGCUAAAGCUUUCUUAAUUGCAAUACAAAACAUUCACAUACGAUUACGUACAUAAAUUCUCCCGAUUGUGAUAGUUUUUAGUUGAUAACAAAUGUGUAAAUAUAUUUUGAAUAAAAAAAAAAAAUUUUGAAAAAAAACAGA